AUGCAGGCUAAUCAGGCACUUCCUGAUUCCAACGUCUGUUGCAAAGAUUAUGCAGAUGCAAACGGUGACGUGUGCAGGGAUUUUCUCAGGAAUGUGUGCAAAAGAGGGAAGAAAUGUAAAUACAGGCACCCUGUUCUUUCUCCUUCCUCAGAUGUUUUACUUGAACCUAUUUACUGCCACGACUUUCAAAAUGGGGUUUGUCGUAGGCAUGCGUGCAAAUUUCUCCAUUAUACGAAGAAGGAGGAGGGAUUUUUCCGCUCACACGGUGUUACCCCGCCGCAUCAACCGUCUGAAUUCGACUCCCAUGAUGCGGAUACACCCGUUUGCAAGGUUUGGCAUUUUAUCGCGUUUCACUUUUCUUUAUAUUAUUAUCUACUUUUUUGGCUUGUCACUCAUAGUGGUCAAAUAUCGCAGCAACAUUUGCCGUGCCAAAAUGGCAAUGGGAAUGCUCUUUCUGCGUCUCGUACCUCUGAAUCUGCCGACACUACGUCGGAGACGACAGCAAUGGUCGCUGCAGCCGCAGCAGCUGGAUAUUUGGUCAUGCAGAAUCACGGUCAACAUCAACACCAAUAUCACCAACAUGGAAGCAGAGUGCAGGAUUCGUCGCCCGUUACUUCCAUCCCCACUUCUGCCCUCCCUCCCGCUUCCGCGGCUGCCGUUGCCGCCGCCGCUGCUGCAACUGCUCUUGCAACCACACAGCAUCAUCAGCAGCGUCAUGGUCCUUACUCCGAAACGGUGUUGACUGCUUCUAAAUCUACUGGAAUUCCUGUUAUGGAGUCGUUAUUGGGGGCAGUGACCAACUCCAAUGUUUUACGGCCGCGGGUAACAAAAGAUUCUCUAUUUUCUUCACCAACUUCGCUUCCACCUGCUUCGCUCUCUUCUGAAGUCGAGUGCCACUACUUUCAAAGAAAUGAUGGACCAUUAUAUGUUCCGGAAUCUCAUUUCUGCGUUACUAGAGAUUAUCAAGUCUCUACAUCUGUUGAUUUUCCUUCACCAACCGUCGGUAAACCUUCUUCAAAGUCUGCGAAUUAUGUGAAUCCUGAUGGGAUUAAAAAACCAAUGAAUUCUCACACAGCCUUCAACCAACACAGUCAACAGCAGCAAGACGCUAAUACGGCAGCUGCGGUGGCGGCUGCAGCAUGUUUCGGUGCGAUGCUGUCCCAACCAGUUGCCGCUGCAGCCGCAGCUUCACAUGCUGCAGUAUCAAAGCCGACAGCAGGCGAUAUUCUCUCUCAGGCAGUUGGCGGCGAAUGUGCACUCUCAAUGUCUGCACCUCCUACUGUAAUAGUUCCCCAGCCUUCCACCAACGGUGUGACAACACCUGCUCCCCCUGCUCCACCACCACCGACUGCAGUAGCUGCUGCAGCUGCAGCCGCUGUAGCUGCUGCCGUGGUUAGUUCAGCUGGACCAUCAGCUGCCGUCGCUGCCAUCUCUGCGGCACAUCUUGCCACCUCAUCUCUUUCCCAUGCGCACUCAGCUACGCGCGUUUCUUGUCCUCCUCCUGAUACCAGCUUGGCGCUAACCGCCAGCAGCAGUCGAUAUGUGGCCAACAUGAAGUCCUCAGGUGGUGUCGAUCCGUUGGGAGCCGGUGGUCGUCACAGGAGAACAUGUAAUUCCAACGAGACACCAGUGGAUGUCUACGGUUCUGAUGUGACUAUGCCUCUCCGCCUAAAUGUUCCUCCAUCUUCACCCCCUCCACCAUCUGCGGUACCUACCAUUAGUGCUGCUGCUGCCAAUCCUUCAUCACUAGGUUCUUCAGCCGCAACUGCUGCUUACACUGCUACAAUGACGACAGCUGCUGCUGCUGCUGCCGCAAUGGCUGCUGCAGUAGCUGUGGAAGAACAUAAUCAAAAGAAGAACGCCGCUGCGGCUGCCAUAGCUGCAUUCAAUGAAAGUGCAGCAAUGGCUCAUGAGGUUCAGAAUAUGGCUCGGAUCGCCGAUCAUGCCUCUUUAUCCCCUGGAUCCAUACCUCCUUCAAGCCAUGCUACUGCAACCAAAUCUUCGUCCCCUGAGACAUCCAACGUCUAUCCUUUGACAACCGGUAAACCUGUGUCACACCAUCGGCUGCAUCUACCUCAGAACCGUCGAUUUUCAGCUUUCGAUGUCGUUGAUGACGAAAGUUACGAAGAGAGCUAUGAUGAAGAUGAGGAUGAUGAAGCAAGUAGUACUGCACUAAACUCCCAUCGCAACGAUAGAAAAUGCGCUAGGAUAGGUCGAUCAUGUUCUCCAGACCGCAUUUUUGGGUGUGGCCAACCGCUUUUGGAAAAACCAAGGCAACGUUCUCUCUCUUACCCAACUUGUGCUGCUCGAUUAGAAUUUGGUGUGAGCAAAGAAGAGUCACCAAAGCGUUCUGCUUCCCUGUCAAACGCCUCUUCAUUACCUUUAUCUCCUCAAGCCUUGUCUCUCAAUUCAUCCACUGGCCCGCCACGAGUGUAUCGUGGAUGCGGUCUUCCUCCGAAACGAGCUAAACUUGUUGUUCCGCAUGCCGGUGAUCGCAUUGUUUCCCCUAGCUCGGCUUACGUGCGCAGAAGGUAUCAACGUUUUCCGAGACGAGUGCAACAGAUUGAUAUGGAGUCGGAGAUGGACGAUGAGGAGGAACUUUGCUACACUGGGGACGCUGAUUUCUUCCGGCCAACAACCGUGGUCACCCAACCCUCUUACAGGGAGAGAUUGCAUGUGCUCAAGUGCGAGAACGCACGGCUCCGAUUGCAUUUGCAAAGAGUCGUUCAGCAACGGAAUCAACUACAACUUGAAAAUCAUACCUUGAUAAAGCAGAACUUGAAAUUUCGUAAUCUCAACUCUGCGAACAAGAGGACAAGUGCGUAUCCUAGCAACAUCUUUAUGAAGCCAACAACAGGCUCCUUCCUGACUCCCGAGACAAAAGCGAGACUCUUACGGUCGUCUGCUCCCUCUGCGCAAUCGGCGUCGCCAGCGCCCAAUCGUAAGAAAACCAGUAAGCAUGCUUCCCAUCGCACCUGCUAUUUCAACACUAUGCCCAAUUCAAUGCCUCGGAAUUCGUACGCGCCGCCGAAGUGA
Molecule: messenger RNA, 3036 nt
Organism: Hydatigera taeniaeformis
Lineage: Eukaryota; Metazoa; Platyhelminthes; Cestoda; Cyclophyllidea; Taeniidae
Source: the annotation of a GenBank genome assembly